AUGUUUGUGAAGCUUAAAGAACUUCAACGACUGGAUCUGUCACACAACAGUUUGCUAUCCCUGAGCAACAAUGGCAACCUUAGUCUUUUCUUGCCAAAUCUUGAUUACUUGUCAUUGUCAUCAUGUAAUCUAACUGAAUUUGCAAAUUUCUUGACAAUACAAGAGAGUUUGCGAGAGUUAUACCUUUCGAACAACAGCAUUCAAGGCCAAAUUACCAAACAAGAAAGAACUUGGGGAAGCAACCUAGGGACUCUUGAUCUUUCUAACAAUUUGUUGACGGUUGUAGAAUAUUAUCCAUGGAGGAAUAUAAAUGUUCUUAGGCUUGACUCCAACCUGCUAGAAGGGCCACUUCUAGUACCACCGCCUUCCACAUCUAUUUUCUCAAUCUCAAACAACAAAUUGACGGGAGAAGUUCCAUAUUCGAUUUGCGAAUUCGGCGAUUCAGAAAUUGAUGCAACUCUCGACUUGUCUCAUAACAACUUGAGUGGAGUAAUUCCAAAAUGUCCAGGCUUGGCAAAUAUUGCUUACCUGGAUUUGCAUGCGAAUAAUUUUCAUGGAAACAUCCCUGAUUUUUGUGUUAAUGAAAACAAUAUGUUAAGUACACUUAAUCUCAACGACAAUGAUUUUGAUGGGCCAUUACCUACAUCCUUGGCCAACUGUCUUCUUUUGGAAGUGUUGAUUCUUGGAAACAACAAGAUAAAUGACACCUUUCCCUAUUCGUUGGGAAAUCUUCCCUCGCUACAAGUGCUUGUCUUGCGCUCCAACAAUUUCCAUGGUCAAGUAAUCAAUCCAGACAACCAAUCUUAUUUCUCAAGUCUGCGAAUCUUAGACCUCUCCCAUAAUAAUUUCUCUGGUUAUCUGCCAACAACUUUCUUCAAGAGUCUUGAAGGUAUGAUGGGUUUGGCCGAUGUUGAUAUGGCUUAUAUGGGAGAUCGUUUUCAAUAUUACACCGAUUCCAUGGUUCUCACAAUGAAAGGUGAGGACAUUGUGCUAGAGAGAAUUCUAACUAUUUUUGCAGCCAUCGAUAUGUCAAGCAACAAAUUCGAAGGAACAAUUCCAGAAACAGUUGGAAACCUUAUUUCUCUCCAGGUGCUCAACUUUUCUCACAACCACUUAACCGGUCAUAUUCCUUCCUCAUUGGGGAAUUUGGUAGCACUUGAGUCGCUAGAUCUUUCUUGCAACAAGCUUGUUGGGGAGAUUCCUUCGGAGUUGGCUGGUUUGAAUUUUCUUGAAGUGUUAAACCUGUCAGAGAACCAGCUCGUUGGGCUCAUACCUCAGGGAAAACAAUUCAACACCUUUCUCAACGAUUCCUACGCAGGCAAUAUAGGACUGUGUGGGUUUCCCGUUUCAAAAAGCUGCAGCCGUAGUGAACCACCACCAGAAAUUUUUGAGGAAGAGGAAGUUGAUUCUGCAUUUGGAUUGGAUUGGAAAUUUGUAAUGAUGGGUUAUGGAUGUGGAAUGGUUUUUGGAUUUUCAGCUGGAUACAUCAUGAUGACAAUUCGGAAACCAAAAUGGCUUGUUGGGAUGAUUCAACGAGCAGGCAACAGAGUUCUUAGGAGAUUCAAGAAAUAUCGUUGA
Gossypium arboreum is the source of this 1578-nucleotide messenger RNA. Its product is annotated as receptor-like protein 43. The coding region runs from base 1 to 1578 and encodes 525 amino acids. Lineage: Eukaryota; Viridiplantae; Streptophyta; Magnoliopsida; Malvales; Malvaceae. The record is from RefSeq and is a predicted model, not a curated record. The transcript has a single exon. Gene Ontology annotation, molecular function: protein binding.